GCAGAGAAGCUGGCUAGCUUUUUUUUUUUUUUUUUUUUGUCAUCUCUGAACCGUGGAAAACAUGUUCCUUUAUUGGAACAUGCAUCCUGUAUAUCCUAAGGUUGCAAAAGACGCAAGUGCUUAAUUUAAGGUUCCUUGGGCUGUUUUAAGCUGGUGUAAGACUUGCUGCCACCUGGGUGGGCAGCCUCCCCUUGUCCCCAUCGCAGCUGCAGGAGGUGAGCUCCAUCCAGGCUUCUCUUCACGCUCAGGAGAGUUAUUGUAAGUUCCCUGGGCUUUAUAGACUUAGGAUUUAUACGUGGAAAAUUCUUUCCAUUUUGAUUUUCUCUGGCAACAUCUUUUUCUGUGAUCAGGGUGAGUAGACUUGUCACACUCUUUAACAGGCUCCCGCAUCCCAUUCUGUGCACACCGAGUCCUGGUUUUCCUCUCGUGACCUGGAUGCUUCUCAUGCAAGAUGAGUGAACGAUUUCCUCGAGGACCAGUUGCUCCUAACUGCUCUUCUUGCUGCCACUCUUGUCCAUCUUGGUUCUUUUCUCAGCAUCCAGAAUCUUAAAAAUGGAAAUCGAAUUGUGUCACUCACUGCUAAAAACUCUUUUAGGGUCUUCCUCAUGGCUAUCAGGUUCAACACCCAAAUCCCUCAUCUGGCCUUGGAGCCCCUGCUUGGUUCAGCUCUUCUAUCUCUCACACCUCCUCUCCUGCCAGCGUUAGGAUCUUGGCAGACCAAGUUCCUUCUAACAGGGCCAAAGCCUGGUCCCUGCUGCUGUUUUGUGACCUCAGGCCAACAGGUUUCCCCUUUCUGGCUCCAUUUUUCCCAUCUGUAAAAUGAGAAAGUUGGACAAGGUAUGCUUUAUGGUUCUUUGCAACUUUGACCAUCUCUAUUCGUUAUCUGUUGUACUAAUCCCAAACUUAGUGGUUUCAAACAACAAUAAAUAUUUGUAUCUCACAUAAUUUUCUGUAGGUCAGGAAUGGCUACACCCAACUCAGCCAUUCCCAUGGGAAUGGCUGAGUUGGGUGGCUCUGGCUCAGGGUUUCUCAUGAAGAUGUGGUCAAUAUGCAGCUUGGGCUGCAGUCAUCUGGGGCUGGAGGAUCCAGUUCCAAGGUGGUUCACUUGCAUGGAUAGCAAAUUGGUGCUGGGUGUUGGGCCUCCCCAUUAGGCUGCUGGAGUGUCCUCACAACAUGGCAACUGGCCUCCUCUAGAGCAAGUGCUGCAAGAGAGCUCAGGGCAGAGGUCCUGGGGGUCUAGCCUUGGAACUCACACCACUCCGUCAUUUCUGCAGUAAUCCCGUUAGGUUAACAGGUCCGCCCUCUCUGACCUGUGUGUGGCUACACAAGGGCAUGAAUACCAGGUAAUGGGAAUCACAGCGGCCCUCUCAGAGGCUGACUUCCACUGUCAAGUAGUAAAGACAAAACCAACGACGCAUUCUGACAGCUUGGUUCAGCGUUGUUCCUCUAGAUAUGGUUUUAUCUCACAGGGGGCACGCAGCUGGCUUAUGUAGGAUCUCUUCCUGUAAUUGGGGAAAAGGAAGUGAUUCAAGCUGAUGAUGAGCCCACCUUCUCUUUCUUCAGUGGCCCCUACAUGGUCAUGACCAACCUGCUGUGGAACGGGAGCAGGGUCACAGUGAAGGAGCUGCAUCUUCCCACCCACCCGCACUGCCGCAGGCGGCGCCUGGCUGACUUGUUAAUUGCUGAGCAAGAGCACAGCAGCAAGUUGAGACACCCUCACCUGCUACAGCUGAUGGCUGUGUGCCUGUCCCAGGGCCUGCAGAAGACCCGCCUCGUGUACGAGCGCGUCGCCGUCGGCACGCUGUUUGCUGUCCUCCAUGAACGGUCCCCUUUGUUCUGGUGGUUGAUCUCUUGCUUGCAGCGGGCCCAGUUCCCCGUGCUGCACAUGGAGGUGAUUGUGCACCUGCUACUCCAGACCUCCGACGCCCUGAGAUACCUGCAUUCUCGCGGCUUUAUCCACCGUUCCCUCAGCUCCUACGCCAUCCACAUCGUCUCCACAGGGGAAGCGAGGCUGACCAACCUGGAGUACAUGAUGGAAAGCCGGGAUGGAGGUGCACACAAGGACCUGACUCGAGUAUCCCUCCCCACCCAGCUGUACAAUUGGGCCGCCCCGGAGGUGAUCUUACAGAAGGCAGCCACAGUGAAGUCAGACAUCUACAGCUUUUCUGUGAUCAUUCAGGAGAUUUUAACAGACAGCAUACCCUGGGAUGACUUAGAUGGCUCAAUUAUUAAAGAAACCAUAGUCUUGGGAAAUUAUUUAGAAGCUGAUGUCAGGCUUCCGAAACCUUACUAUGACAUUGUUAAGUCAGGCAUCCAGGUCAAGCAGAAAGACCGAACUAUGAACCUUCAAGAUAUCCAAUAUAUUCUGAAAAAUGACUUAAAGGAUUUUAUUGGAGCCCAGAGAACUCAGCCAACUGAGAGUCCCAGGGUGCAGAGAUACGAACUCCAUCCUGAUGUCAGUGUCUGUUUAGGAGUGACUUCAGAACAUCCAUUGCAAAUAAAAGAGCUGAAGGAAACAGCAGGUGGUCAGCUUCAUUCACCAAGGGGUCACUCCGCUCCCAACGAGAAAACACCACCAGAGCCUCCGGUGCCAGACCCAAGUCUGGAGGCCCAGGAGACACAGAACCAAGACGCUGCUUCUCCUGCUUGCUCUGUGGGGGAAGAGGCCAGGAGCCCCAGCCCAGGUCAGGCAAGCCUCUGCAGCUUCGAAAUCAACGAAAUCUACUCAGACUGCCUGGACAUGGUAGAUGACAAAGAGGAAGAGCCCCCAGGAACUGGCUCCUCUCUUGAGGGGCCCAGACAAAACCAGGCAGAUGAACUGAAGUCCAUGGAAGAAGAGUCAGAAAAGAUGGAGAGAGAGGCGUGCUGUUUUUGCCAUGAGGACAACAGCUCUUCAGAAACUGACAUGGAGCUCUCCUUUGAGGACUGGGGCUGGCAGAGUGGUUCAGGUUCACUUAGUUCACCCAGCCUUCCCGAGGCAGCCAGAGGAGCCAAGCGCAGUGUGAGCACCAGGUCCCGGACGGAGGAGUACAUCAGUAAGUGUGUGCUGAAUCUAAAGAUUUCGCAGACCUUAAUGCACCAGAAUGCCAAUUUGCUGAGGAAUACUCAACAGAAAAUAGGUGAGCUUGAGAUGACACGGAAGGAGCAGGAGGAGUGCAGGCCUUUGUGGGCUUCCUCCAGAGAGUUUGCAGACGCCUGUGACUCACCUUCAGCCCUGGGUCCCCCAGCUUCAAGCUAUGUUCCUCCUGCCAUGCAGCUGCCAGGGGACCUGCAGCCGGACACUGAGGGCAACUGCCCGACCCUAGCAAAGUCUCCAAGAACAAUGAGAGACUUUCAAGGAGGACAUUUAGGCAAAAGGUCCAAGAAAAGAAGCAGCUGUGGCUGGACACCUUUCACCCCUUUCCCCCAAGUCACUGAAGAAAACACUAGGGAUCGGUCGGAGAAGGGCCAACAGCUGCCAUCUCUUUGUGGUCCUGGAAAACAGAGCAGAGGUGAACAGUUUCAGCCCACUUACGGAGCCAAGGGCAGUUUGGAAAGAAACAGGAACCAAAAUACCAGCAGCCAGGGAAGGCCUAGAGAGUCCAGUGCCCGAACCAGAACGACACAGCUCAGUGGUGCACUCCUCACUGUGCCAGGCCACCCACAGGGACCACUCACGUCAUCCAGCCCUGGCCGAGGCUCUUCCAGGAUCAGUAUGGAAUCUGUGUCUUCUAAAAUCUAUAACACAAAGUCAAGAAAUAAUGAAGAUGCUGGAGAGAUAUACUUAAAAUGGAAAACGGAGGUGAAAGAAAUGGCAGAGAAAGCAGCUACUGGGCAGCUGGCAGUACCUCCUUGGCAUCCUCAGAGUAGUGUGACUUUAAAAAAUGAGACUGAAAACGGGCCUGAUCCCCUGCUGCAGCCCCCCGUUAGGGUCCCUAAGCAUGUGGAUUGGCGGCAAGCUGUAGAGCAUGCCAAGAAAAAUGAUGAGCCAGGAGGAAAUGGCAAGUAUGACAAAACAGACAGCAGUGACCGCAACAGUGACCAGCAUGGCAGCCAGCCAGGGCCUCGAAGUUUCACCGGUAUCAGGCACCUGCCCCCCAGAAAAAAUGAGCAGCCAGAGCAUAGUGAAGUCUUUCAAGCAAAUUCUGAUGCACCUGUGGUUGUUGAGAAGUCUUACAGCGAUCAGUCCGUGCAAUCAACUUGUUCACCAGAGUCUUCUGAAGACAUAACAGAUGAAUUUUUAACUCCAGACCAUGAAUAUUUUUACUCUUCAACUGCUCAAGAAAACUUGGCUCUAGAGACCUCAAGUCCCAUUGAAGAAGACUUUGAAGGAAUACAACAUGCUUGUGCCGGACCUCAAGCCUCUGGUGAAGAAAAGUUCCAGAUGAGAAAAAACCUUGGAAAGAAUGCUGAAAUUUUGACCAGGUCUCAAUUCCAACCUAUACAAAGUACUGAAGACAAACAAGAGGAGACAUUAAAGGAGUCACCAAAGGAAAUGAAAGAGAAAGACAUAUCAUUGACAGACAUUCAAGACCUGUCUAGUAUCUCCUAUGAACAAGACGGUUCUUUUAAGGAAGUCUCAUGCAAAACACCCAAAACAAACCACGCACCUAUUAGUGUCAGCACUCCGCUCAGCCCAGGGUCAAUUUCUUCAGCUGCUAGUCAGUAUAAGGACUGUCUUGAAAGUAUCACAUUUCAGGUUAAAACAGGGUCUACCUCAUUCUGGAACAGUCAAGAAUCUAUUCAAACUUUGUCUGAUAAAUUUACAACUGUACGAGAGAAAGCAAAGAGCCUAGAUUCCCUUCUUACUUCCUCUGAAACUCUUCCUUCAAGACUGACUAAUCUCAAAAGAUUGCCUGCAUUUACUGGGGCUGGUUCCUCCAGCAUUGCUGAGGCACCUCACACAUCAUCCCGUGCCACUCAGAGGAGGAGCCUGCCAAAAGAACUAGUAGAAGCCAUCUCGCAACAUCACGUUGAUGAGCUGCCACCACCAUCUCAGGAGCUGCUUGACGAAAUCGAGCACCUGAAGCAGCAGCAGGCCUCAUCCACAGUGUUGGAUGAGAACGCAGCAAGUCAUCGGGGCGCCGCUGCAAGUGAUCAAAGGCAUUUAGAAGAACAAGAAACUAACAGUAAUAAAGAAGACAGCAGUAUGCUUUGGACCAAAGAAACUCAGGAUCUAGAAGAGGAUACAGAGAGUGAAAGCAGGAGUUUGAAGAUCCUUUCCCGCUCUAGAGUGCUAUGUAUGCCUCCUUGUCAAGGGAGAAGGGGAAUGAUUGCUGUCUCAAUUCUCUUCACUUGCCCUUGGACAGAGCUCACUCUACGCUCGAUGAGGACCUGGAAAGAUGGCUGCAGCCACCUGAGGACAGCACGGAGCUACAGGGUCCCCCCAGGUGCUCGGCAAGGGAGACAAAUACCAAAGAUCAAGAAGUUGGUGAAGAGAAGAGAAAAGGGGAAGAAAGCAUCAUGCCAGAGAGAAGGAAAUCAGAGAGCUUUUUAGGGACUUCUGAAGAAGGUAUGAAUGGAUGUUCAUUUACAGUGUAGCCUGGAGUCCUUGGGCUUCCAUGAGCAUCAAAGUUAUUUAGAAAUGUUUCCCAAAUGCUACACAUAAUCCUCCUACACUUUCCCCCUGUAGUUCAGCCCAGGUUUUCUGUUAAUUGCCAAUUAUGUCUUUAUCACAAAACAGUAACAACAGCCAAUUCUAUUUCUAAAGCAAGCCUUCAGCCAGGCUCAUAUUGUCUGGAAAGAUGUUUUCCUUCUAAUGUGUCUUCAAAAGAUAAGAAAUCUUAAAUUGUGGAAUUUAAGUGGAGUCUACAAGUAAUGUGAAAAGUACUAACCUUAAUUUCAAAACUGUUUUGAUAGAGCUGUAAGGCGCCAUUCACAAAUGAUGCCCUCCUAUAUUUAAGUUCCUCCUACUCAGGAAGUUAGCGUCAUUAACUCUUUCAGAUCAUCUGGUAUCCCUUUUAUCCCUUCCCCAGUCCAUUCUCAUUCUCCUUUUUCUGCCCUGCUUUGUGCCCCAGGAUGCUGACCCUUGUGAACUGAAUCUGCUGGGCUUCCUGGCCAGCCGGCUUCCUGUUGGUCAAUGGGAGACCCCAGCAGAAGAUCAGAUAAUGGGGAUAUUACUUGCCUUACUGCCUACCUCAGCACCUCAUCUCUGUGUGGAAGUGAUGUCCCUCAACAAACACAGCUUCUAUAGCACAGCCCAUCCUUCCUAGUUCUAGCCCUCACGGGGUUCCAGUAACUGUUCUGCCCCACCUCUCCCCCCCGCCGCACCCCACACCCUUCAGACUUAGUGGUGAUAAUGGCUUCUCACUGCCGCUAGUCGCUGGAUGCUUUGCCAUACCUUGUUUCCUCCCUUAAUUCUGACAACACCUCUGUAAGUAGUCACUUCUUUAAAGGGCCUGGGGGGUGCAUUCUAUUUCCUCCAGGACCCUGACUGGCACAAGGCCCAGAGUGUGUGAGCGUUCAGCUAGUAUUGAACUCACCGAGGACAUAACGCAGGGACUCUGUGAAAUUAGCAUCAUUCGUGUCCAUUGUUAGGACAGGGAGCUGCAGGAUGUUAGGAGUGGAAGCCCAGUAUCUGUGUUUUUAGAAAGAUUCUAUCUCUGUAGAAGAAAACAACUGAUGGAGAGAAAACAGUCCACCCUAAACUAGAGAGAGUACUAAUGUGACUUCUGAAUGCUCUCACCCUUUGACCCAGAAAGUAAUCAAGGUGUUUUUUCUUCCUCCUAUCAACAAGAGGAACUAAAACCCUGUUUUUGGAAGCGACUGGGUUGGUCCGAACCAUCCAGGUAAUGAGAUGUCAGAUAUUUGUAAGUCAAAGUCCACUGUUUAUA
This is a messenger RNA of Kogia breviceps (pygmy sperm whale), 6812 nucleotides long. The record is from RefSeq and is a predicted model, not a curated record. NCBI's taxonomy places the organism in Eukaryota, Metazoa, Chordata, Mammalia, Artiodactyla, Physeteridae.